Messenger RNA from Gryllus bimaculatus (two-spotted cricket), 1620 nucleotides. Lineage: Eukaryota; Metazoa; Arthropoda; Insecta; Orthoptera; Gryllidae. The record is from the annotation of a GenBank genome assembly.
GAUUCAACGUAUGUUCUAUCAUGUCCUCGCGACUUCAACCGCAUGGAGGAGCAGGCCCUCCUCGAACAGCGCAAAGUGGAGCUGCGCCCCAACUUCCGCUCCAUGUUCAGCGACCACCCGCGCUACCCGCGCCUCAAAAUGUGCAUGCGCUGCCCGGACCGCGGCGCCGCCGAGCUGCUCACCUGGGACACCACACACAGGCCGGUGCAGGCGCAGGCGCUGGUGCCGACGCAGGCCCAGCCGAGCGCGCAGCCGGGCGCGGCAGGCGGCGCAAGGGCCGGGUUGUUCCGGCGGCCGGUGGCGGCGCUGCUGGCGCCCGUGGUGCCGCCCGUGCGCCUGGGCGCCCCGCCGCCCGGCGUGCCCGACGCGCUGCGCGGCCUCCCGCUCAACUCGCGCACGCCGCUCUCGCAGACGCCGUCGCCGCGGCGGCGCGGGCCGUGCUCGGCGCGCCACAAGGGCACGCAGACGGACUACCGCGAGGCGGAGACGCAGACUGCGCCGUGGCAGCCGCCCUACGAGAUCGGCCCCGGCCACCAGCCCGAGUGGCUGAUGCGCGAGCGCGAGAUCGAGGCGAACCACCGCGAGCGCAUGCGCCUGGCGCGCCUGCUGCUGGCGGAGCACCGCGCGCGCGCCGACCACCGCCUGGAGACGCGCCUGGCGCGCGCGUGGGCGCGCGGGGAGCGUGCCAAGGACCGCAAGAUCGGGCAGAUACGGCUCAAGCGCGACCGCGAGCUGCGCAAACUGUCGGAGGCGCACCAGGGUUUCCCGCGGCGGUACAAGCGGCUGCCGCCCAUCGAGGCGCACGCGGACCUGGCGUCGCAGCUGUACGGGCCGCUGGCGCGCUUCGGCGCCGACCCGUCGCAGCGCCACGAGGUCAUCGACGUGCCCUGCACCGCCACCCAGCGCCUGCAAGGGCUGGAGAUGCUGGAGCACGCGCCGCCAGAGGCUGAGCCGGCCUUCGACUUCCGACGCCACGCGCUGCCGCCCAAGCCCUACGUGCUGUGCACGCGCGAGACGCGCUGGUCCGAGCAGGCGCUGGACCAGCUGCUGGCCGAGAUGAAAGGCCAGCGAGAGUCGAGUGGUGCUGGCGGGCUGGGGCUGGUGCGGCGCAUCUACCAGGAGAGCAGCCCGCCCUCCACGCCCUCGCAGGAAGGCGUCUCGGACAAGGACGAGGAGAUCUACCAGUCGUCCGUCUUCCUGCAGAAGAUCAUCAAGGGCCGCGCCGUGCAGUGCCUGGUGGUGAAGGUGCACCAGGAGGCGGUGGACGUGUUCCUGGAGGACGUGAUCCUGCAGACGCUGCAGCGCACGUCGGACGCCGAGGCGCGGCGCUACGAGCUGGUGGCCGACCUGCUGCACAGCUUCCUGCUGCCCGAGGUGGAGAAGCAGCGCCUGCGCGAGCGCCACCUGGCCAAGCAGCGCGGGCUGCUGCGCGCCGCGCACGACGAGGUGUUCGGCCGCCUGCUGCGCCCGCGCCGCAGCCCCGCCGAGCCCCCGCCGCUGCCCGCGCCGCCGCUGCUCGACUUCUUCCCAGGUGCGGACGGCAUCCGCACGCGCGGCGCGGCGCGGCGCGGCGGCGCCCCUGUCGCCGCGAAACAUCGGUUCACAUGGGCGAUUCGCUAG